This is a messenger RNA of Chrysochloris asiatica (Cape golden mole), 693 nucleotides long. RefSeq names its product opioid growth factor receptor-like. The record is from RefSeq and is a predicted model, not a curated record. The transcript is spliced from 2 exons. The coding region runs from base 1 to 693 and encodes 230 amino acids. Lineage: Eukaryota; Metazoa; Chordata; Mammalia; Afrosoricida; Chrysochloridae.
AUGAACCCACAAGAGCCCAACACGGAUCCGGAAGAUCUAGAGGAUCCAGAAGAGCUGGAGGCACCGGAAGACCUGGAGGAUCCGGAAGAUUCAGAGGAUCCGGAAGACCCGGAGGAUCCGGAAGACCCGGAGGAUCCGGAAGAACCGGAGGAUCCGGAAGAUCCAGAGGAUCCGGACGACUCGGAGGAUCCAGAAGACCCGGAGGAUCCAGAAGACCCGGAGGAUCCAGAAGACCCGGAGGAUCCGGAAGACCCGGAGGAUCCGGAAGACCCGGAGGAUCCAGAAGACCCGGAGGAUCCAGAAGAUCCGGAGGAUCCGGAAGAUCCGGAAGAUCUGGAGGAUCCGGAAGAUCAGGAGGAUCCGGAAGAUCAGGAGGAUCCGGAGGAUCCGGAAGAUAUAGAGGAUCCGGAGCAAGUAGAGAGCAAUGAACCAAGCUCAAGCUCCCAGGAGUGGAAGAAAAGAAAGGCUGCCAGUCACCCUCGGGCCACGGAUGAAGAGUUGCAGAAGGUCCUCACUACAGUGAGGUCUGUCCUUCGGAAUAGUCCAAGAAGACCGACGGGAUCAAAAAAGCCAACAAUAUUAGUCUUCUGGUAUCGGAAGAAGAAGAAGACGCAACAAAAUCAACAGGAGGAAGAGAGCCCAGAGGAGCCGAGCACUUCAGACGCUGAUACUAAAGCGAAGGCUCCGGAGUAG